CAUGCGACGAGACUCAAAAGAAAGCUGGCGAGACGUUACCAAAUGGACAAUACUUGCUAACAAGUGGGAGCAUGUCAUUCAAGGUAAGGAAAAUGGAGAAGACGUCACUCGCUAACUUGACGAAGGCAAAGGACAACUUUUUAACGGAUAAUUUAUAAGGAAUGCUAAACUCACUACUCCCUCAUUAGGUGUACUGUCACAUGAUAGAUAAUGACAAAGGAUGGACUCUGGUCGCCCGAUUCUCAAGCAAUGAUGAUAAAAACUGGAUGAAUGACACCGGUUUAUGGUGGUAUGACCAGCAAGUUGCCAUGGGAACUACAACAGACCCAUCGAAUAACGCUGACAUGAUCGCACCCGCAUUUUGGUUAGUCAGCGGCAGAGAGUUUAAGAUCACGCGCAGUGAUGACCCCGGUCACACUUCUUUAUUACAGACCACAGGUAACUGUUUGGCUGGACAAACAUUCCGAUCUAAAAUCACAAGUUAUGGCGACUUCAGAAAUGGCAAAGUUUGGGCCCGGAACAAGUGCCUGGGAAGCUGCACAGUUCAAUACGGCGGUCUGUACAAGUCAACAGACGGGUUUCAACAGGGUGAGUGCAGUGGAGACAUCCAAAGCGCCAACAACAUCGGCUUCUGGUGUGACUAUGGUGGUGAUGGAUCAGUGAUGAUGAUUGGUGGAGGAGGAGAUGGUUGUCGACGUGCUGAUCACGGGAUUGGAAUAACAGAAUCUGACGCUGCUUGUUUUGUGGAAAGAAAACUAGGAGAUAGCCAAACUGAAUAUGACUUUGGUUAUGAUGGUGAAAUAUCCACCGCUCCAUCUCAGUCAUAUUCAUUAAACCUGUGGAUCCGUUGAUCGCUAAUAAGUCUUUGAGCAACAUUCCCUGUAGAUUUUUUACCGCAGAAUAUCUCAACAUUAAUUAUUACAUUAUAUCCAGUAGCCACUGUAGCGAACGAACCGAUUUAGAUUUCCUUGAAGAUCUUGCCUUCAUGCAUAACAAAAUGUCUCUGCAAUUGCUAAGAAAAUUUACCAUUAAUUUCCAGCCUAAAACAG
Molecule: messenger RNA, 1049 nt
Organism: Orbicella faveolata
Lineage: Eukaryota; Metazoa; Cnidaria; Anthozoa; Scleractinia; Merulinidae
Molecular function (GO): oligosaccharide binding
Source: RefSeq, a predicted model, not a curated record